AUGAGCCUGUGUAUUUACACCAUUCUUUCCAGAAGGAGCUGGUUCACCACCAAGGAGCUCGGAGUGGACGCAGAAGCCCAGAGACAUGUGGAGCUGUCAUCUGCUGGCAGUGUCUUUGUGCUGGAGGAGAAACACGGCUGGACCAAAGCUGCAGAUUCCAGCGUUCGGUGUCGGAGAGGGGCACACUGCUGGCUGUCGCAGCCCGAGCCCCGAGGCUGCCUGGAAAGGCGGGUCAGCCCCCCAGAGCCCCGGCCUGCUCGGGGCUCGAAGGCCAGAACCCACACUGGGGCUGGGCCCGCCGCCCCUCCUCUCCAGGCCCCUGGCCGUGGCCCUGGUGGACCUUGUGUCCUGCUCGACAAAGCCAAGGCCUACUUCACACAGGCCCAGGGGCCAGCCGACAUCCCCCCAGAGCACAUUCUUUCCCAGCACGUGACGAGGGUCUCCUCCUGGUUGAAUCUGGGGCCUGGAACGCUGCUGCUCGGAGGGACCAGCUCCCUGACGCUGGGGUCUGCAUGCCCAUGCCCUGCACCCCCGGGCCUGUGGGCCUCCUCCACUCCGCUCCGAAGCGGCUCCUGCACACGGCUGCGGUUGUGUCCCUGCCUUGUGAACCCGGCCCUGCCUCUCGCUAACUCCCAGAAGCCAAGGCGCCAAGACGUCACGUCCUGCCUGCGCCGGGUCCUCAUGGGGCCCCGUCGAGGUGCAGAGAUGAAGCUGGGCAGCUCCCCACUGGCCCUGGAGGAGGCCUUCCCCGUGGGGGUCAUGCUCUGGCCAGUGUGGGGUCUUCACACCGCCCUGUGUGCCUCGGCGGUGGCUCCGAGGGUGCGGCGGGCAGCUCCCUCUGUCCACUCAAGCGUCAUCCCUGGUCGGGUGGUUCCCUCAUCGUCCCUUGCAGGCUGCAGCCAGGGUGUCGGCGGAAGCUGCGGUCCGGCCUGCUGGGACUGGAGGCCUGUCCUCCACCGGCACGUGCUGGAGAUGAGACAGGAGCCUCUGGGGCGCGAUGUGAACAGGGAGGUGUGUGCUCUUACCUUUCCCGUGAACCUGCUGUGGAGACAGAAGACGGAGCGCAGGUGGUGGGUCGUUCCCGGCAGCAGAGGAGAGAAGCGUCUACUGAGCUGCACCAUGUGCUGUCUUGACGCCCCGCCAGGAGCCCAGACCCUCCUGCAGCCACGUGGACCGACAGUGGUGAAGGCAGGAAAUGAGGGAAGCCAGGCUGCUCCCGCCACGGUGAAUAGUCUAGUCAUGGCGAGCCAUGUCUUCUGUUUUAAUUCACUUCGGACGCUGCCUGUUGCUCCUGUGCUCAGCGCUCUGCAAGUGCCUCACACGCAGCGGCUACAAGUGCUCAGAGGGGACGACUGUCUGAGGGAGAGCCGCUGGUCCACAGCCGGUAUAGCCACCUUCCUCGGACACUCCAGCCUCACUUCCUGUUACUGUUCAGUGAAGCCGCGUGAGAGGCAGAGCCCUUCUGCCGAGAAGGCGGAACCAACUGCUGAUCAGAAACAGGACGUUUUAUUCUUCUCCUGA
Molecule: messenger RNA, 1521 nt
Organism: Rangifer tarandus platyrhynchus (Svalbard reindeer)
Lineage: Eukaryota; Metazoa; Chordata; Mammalia; Artiodactyla; Cervidae
Source: the annotation of a GenBank genome assembly